Messenger RNA from Aspergillus brunneoviolaceus CBS 621.78, 495 nucleotides. Its product is annotated as P-loop containing nucleoside triphosphate hydrolase protein. Gene Ontology annotation, biological process: nucleobase-containing compound metabolic process. Gene Ontology annotation, cellular component: cytoplasm. Gene Ontology annotation, molecular function: AMP kinase activity; ATP binding. The coding region runs from base 1 to 495 and encodes 164 amino acids. NCBI's taxonomy places the organism in Eukaryota, Fungi, Ascomycota, Eurotiomycetes, Eurotiales, Aspergillaceae. The record is from RefSeq and is a predicted model, not a curated record. The transcript is spliced from 3 exons.
AUGAUUGCUUUGACUACAGGAGCCCCGGGCGCAGGCAAAGGAUCGCUGUGCGCCAAGCUCGCAGCCGACCUCGGGUUUCAUCAUCUAUCAGUGGGCGACCACCUGCGACAGCUAGCUUGCUCUGGCCGCAUGGACCCUGAGAUCCUCAAUAAGAUUCAGAAAAGCAUCUUGCUGGACCUGCGGCUGCUCAUUGACGGAGUGCCACGCACCCUUGAGCAAGCAGCGCCAAUAGAAGAAGCGGGAAGUAUGCCCGAUGGCUCAAUCGGCUCGCCCUACCUGGUCUUGUUUUUCGAUUGUCCGGGAGCGCUAGCCAGACAGAGAUUCUUGACCAGGCAGCUUCCCGGUAGAAUUGACGAUGGGUCGACCUUUGAUGCGCGGUAUCAGCAGUACUGUGCUGAGAACACGAGGAUUCUUGCACAUUACCAGAGGCGAGGGGUAUUGGUGAAGGUAUGGGGACGGAUCUUGCUGCUGGUGUUUGAUCAAGGUGUUUGUUAA